UGCUUAUAAAUUGUAUCCAUGGAUACCUUAAUGGUUUUGGCCAGAAGUCGUCGAAGACCACCAUGGCGUACGGUGGUUCGCGAGAUGUCAGAAUUCAGAUUGCUGAAGCACCAGAUUACUAAACAUGUGUUUCAGAAUGUUCAAUGUGUACAAUGGAAUUCGUAGUUGGCGGAUAAAUUGUGGUUUCAGAGUGAUACCGAGGUUCAGCAUUCCAAAACAAGCCCUUUGGAGAACCUAUCCAGUAGAAAGCACAACAAAGCUCACGAUCCAAGGAGAUGCCGGCUGGGAUUCCGGGGCGGCUGCCUGGAGAAGGCCUGCCGGAACCCGACCCUGAGGGACCGGGUGCUGUCGCGCGCGUUCUCGGAGGAGCUCGAGUCCCUGAUGCACGCCGGCAGCCAGCUCUUCUUCGACCCUCGCGGCCACCUGAUCCCCCUCUGGAACAAGAUCUUCCUCGCGGCCUGCCUGCUGUCCCUGUUCGUGGAUCCGCUGUUCCUGUACCUGAUGGGCACGCAGCGGAACAUGUGCAUCGAGUUCAAGUACUCGCUGGCGCUCACGCUCUCCAUGAUCCGCUCGCUGCUGGACCUGUUCUACGCCGCGCACAUCCUUUUCCGCUUCCGCACCGCGUUCAUCGCGCCGUCGUCGCGCGUGUUCGGGAGAGGGGAGCUCGUCAUCCAGCCGUACAAGAUCGCCAGGAGGUACCUUGCGCGGACGUUCUGGUUUGAUCUCCUCACCGCUCUGCCGCUGCCGCAGUUUGUGAUAUGGAUCGUUCUACCGAAGCUGAAGGAUUCGGCGACGGCGAACCGGAAGAACAUCCUCCGCUUGAGCCUCAUCUUCCAGUACCUCCCACGGCUCUUCCAAAUCUUCCCGCUCUCGAGGCAGAUCGUCAUGUCGACCGGGGUCAUGACGGAGACGGCGUGGGCCGGCGCCGCGUACAACCUCAUACUCUACAUGCUGGCAAGCCAUGUGCUGGGGGCACUGUGGUAUCUGUUCUCGGUGCAGAGGCAGGAGGCGUGCUGGAGGGAGGCGUGCCUCCUCGAGAGCCCCUCGUGCCAGACCAUGUUCUUCGACUGCAAGACGGUGAGCAGCAACAGGACGAUCUGGUACGAGCUGAGCAACAUCACGAGCCUGUGCACGCCGGGCAACGGGUUCUACCCGUUCGGGAUCUACGGGGAGGCGCUGGACGCCAAGCUCACGUCGUCGUCCUUCACCCAGAAGUACUUCUACUGCUUCUGGUGGGGACUCAAGAACCUAAGCUGUUUAGGCCAGAAUCUGUCGACGAGCUUGUUCAUCGGUGAAAUAACCUUCGCAAUCGUCAUUGGCGUUCUUGGGUUGGUGCUGUUUGGCCUGCUCAUUGGCAACAUGCAAUCCUAUCUCCAGGCAACGAUGGUGCGGCUGGAGGAGUGGCGGACGAAGCGGACAGACAUGGAGCGGUGGAUGCAGCACCGGCAGAUACCGCAGCCGCUGAAGCAGUGCGUGAGGAGGUACCAACAGUACAAAUGGGUGGCCACAUGCGGCAUCGACGAGGAGGCCCUGCUCAGUGACCUCCCCAUGGACAUCCGCCGCGACAUCAAGCGCCACCUCUGCCUCGACCUCGUCCGAAGGGUGCCUCUGUUCGACGAGAUGGACGAGCGGACGCUGGAGGCUAUCUGCGAGCGCCUGCGGCCGGCGCUGUACACGCGGGGCACGCGGCUGGUGCGGGAGAUGGACCCCGUGAACUCGAUGCUGUUCAUCAUCCGCGGGUACCUCGACUCGUACACGACGCAAGGCGGGCGGUCGGGCUUCUUCAACUCGUGCCGCAUCGGGGCCGGGGAGUUCUGCGGGGAGGAGCUCCUGACGUGGGCGCUCGACCCGCGGCCCGCGGCGUCGCUGCCGCAGUCCACGCGCACCGUGCGCGCCGUGUCCGAGGUGGAGGCGUUCGCGCUAGUCGCGGAUGACCUCCGCUUCGUGGCGUCGCAGUUCCGGCGCCUGCACAGCGCGCGCAUCCGCCACAGGUUCCGGUUCUACUCCCACCAGUGGCGCACGUGGGCGGCGUGCUUCAUCCAGGCCGCCUGGCGACGGCACAAGCGGCGCCGCGCGACCAUGGAGCUCAGGAUGCGCGAGGGCCUCGAGGCGCGGCCCGGAGGGAGCGUGAGGUGCCGCCGGCACAGCAUCGACGGCAAGGCGCUGAUCAAGAAGCCCGUGGAGCCGGACUUCAUGGAGGAAGAAGAUGACUGAUCAUCGAUUUUUUUUCCUGUUCAGCCUGCUACUAUUUACCGAAGUCUGAACUCCCGAGUAUAGUGAUGCUGUGUACAUAUAUACCCACCCUACUUUUGCAUACAAGCUGAGAUGUUUGUAUUUUGUUAUGUGCAGUUAAUAAUGUAGAAGUGUUUCACAA
Molecule: messenger RNA, 2374 nt
Organism: Phragmites australis (common reed)
Lineage: Eukaryota; Viridiplantae; Streptophyta; Magnoliopsida; Poales; Poaceae
Product: putative cyclic nucleotide-gated ion channel 15
Exons: 8
Coding region: 382-2214 (610 amino acids)
Biological process (GO): monoatomic ion transport; transmembrane transport
Cellular component (GO): membrane
Molecular function (GO): monoatomic ion channel activity
Source: RefSeq, a predicted model, not a curated record